Molecule: messenger RNA, 2213 nt
Organism: Tarenaya hassleriana
Lineage: Eukaryota; Viridiplantae; Streptophyta; Magnoliopsida; Brassicales; Cleomaceae
Exons: 7
Coding region: 183-1940 (585 amino acids)
Molecular function (GO): DNA binding
Source: RefSeq, a predicted model, not a curated record
UUGUAUGGAUGUGUGGCUUAUACAUCACUACAUCUCUCUCUCCGCAAGUCUCUUCAUCGUUUUGUGCAUAAUCUCCUUCCACUGGAUACUGUUUCCGACAUCGAUACACGGCUUCGAGUUUCUUCUUCUUCUUCUUUGGUCUGAUUUUUCCUUUUUCUCUCUCUGGACUGAAUGAGCUCCCUAUGCCUUCCUUGGAUAUAGCUGCUGUUCAGCCUUCCUUGCAAGCUCAUCUUGUUCCAUUGGGGGCUCAAAAUAUUAUCCAGGCUAAAACUUUACCGAAUCCAUGGAAACAAUCGCAGUUUUCUAAGCAUUUGGAGCUCUAUGCUGGGCAUCACCACACCAGAGGAUGCAAACUUAUCAUUGCUACAGUUGCCACAGUUGAAACCAAAAGCCGGGUUCAGAGAGAAACAGAACCAAGCGGUUCACUGGUGUCGCCUUGUCCAAGCAUCUCGAGCAAUCAAAAUGGAAACACUGUUGACGAAGAUGUGGAACAAGUGGAUGAAAGAGAAAGGUUGAGAAGGAUGAGGAUUUCCAAGGCAAAUAGGGGGAAUACCCCUUGGAACAAAGGCAGGAAGCACAGUCCAGAAACCCUUCAGAAGAUUAGAGAAAGAACAAAGAUUGCAAUGCAGAAUCCAAAGAUCAAAAUGAAAUUGGCGAGUCUUGGGCGUGCACAGAGCAAGGAGACGAGAUUGAAAAUUGGGGAAGGAGUGCGGCAGCGAUGGGAAAGGCGGAAAGAGGGGAUUAUGGUGCAGGAAGGCUGUCAUUACGAGUGGCAAAACUUGAUAGCAGAAGCUGCUAGAAAAGGAUCUACCAAUGAGGCAGAGCUUCAGUGGGAUUCUUACAAGACCUUGGAUGAACAGCUUCAACAGGAAUGGCUCGAAAGCAUAGAACAGAGGAAAGUAAUGCGAGGGGGCAAAGGUAACAGGCGAGCUCCCAAGUCUCCGGAACAAAGACGGAAAAUUGCAGAAGCCAUAGCCGCUAAAUGGGCUGAUCCUGCUUACCGAGAGCGGGUUUGCUCUGGCUUGUUGAGAUAUCACGGAACAUCUGAUGGAACCGAGAAACGCAGGAGAAAACCUAGCAGCAAUGCGGAACCCAGAAAGAGGAGCCCUGCAAAGAAAAGCAGGAGGAAUGCGGAGAAUUCUUCAGGAAGUGACAAUCGAAGCCAAAUUCAACUAAUGAAACUGCGGAAACGUAAAACCCCCGUGUAUAAAGAUCCUUUCGCAAGUUCAAAACUGGAAAUGAUAAAGAGUAUCAGAGCAAAGCGAGUAGCAGAAGAAUCUAAGAAAAUGGAAGCUGUAGAUCGGGCAAGGGAACUGAUUGCAGAAGCUGAGAACGCGGCAAAGGCACUCGAGCUUGCUGCAAUGAAAAACCCAGUUGCUCAAGCAUCGUUGUUAGAGAGUAGAAAGCUCAUAGCCGAAGCAACCCAACUGAUUGAAUCUAUAGAAGAUGAGACAUUCUCAUCUGCUCUGCCAAAUCAGCCAACUAGUCUUGUGGAGUUAAACAUGGGCCCUCAGAACAGAGACACAAACAAACAGAAACCAGAAGGCAUCAAUGGAGCCCAUUAUAUGUUCCAAUUCACCAUGAGCAAAGACAACUCCUGUAUCACAGUGAACGGUAACAGCAAAAAUCUUCUAUUGAGCUCUAGGUCCAGUGAUUUACAGCCAUUCAGCUCUGAAGGUAUGGCCAAGCAGUCUGUUCAUGCAAAACAACUCAACGAUGUCGAGGGAGACAGAGCUGUGAAACUCGGGACAAACCCUCACCCGAAUGGAACCAGAGUUCUCCCCUCAGAACCGAACAGAACAGUUGGACUUCUGGAGAAUCCUGUUCCAAACGGUACCAAAGUCCAGAUCGCCGAGGAAAAGGUUGCACCUUUGAAACCAGGAGCCAUAACCAGAAAAUGGGUCCGUGGAAGACUGGUCGAAGUCACAGAAACAACCUAACUUUUGUCUGUAGGACAUAUCAGAUCAUCUAGAACUAAACUCAAUAGUCGAUCAUAUGUCAGAUUCUAAAGCUGCAGGAGGUAUGUAUGUAUGUGGCAUCUGGCGACCCAGCAGAGGAAAUGGUAUCGUAAAAUAGCUCGUAGUGAUUGAAAUUUUGGCAUACAGUUUCAUACUCGAGCAGCAUUUUUUCCAGUUUGUAAUGAGCCAUUGUAUCUACAACAGUAACUUGAUCAUUGUAUGAAGAAUUUCAGGUUAGUUGCCAUUCAUCUAGAA